Messenger RNA from Mercenaria mercenaria, 1750 nucleotides. RefSeq lists its product as uncharacterized. NCBI's taxonomy places the organism in Eukaryota, Metazoa, Mollusca, Bivalvia, Venerida, Veneridae. The coding region runs from base 205 to 858 and encodes 217 amino acids. The record is from RefSeq and is a predicted model, not a curated record. The transcript is spliced from 7 exons.
ACGAUGUAAACUCAUUCAAAAUACCACUGUUCAUUUGACUUCAUUCAAAUUUUGAUUAUUAAAUUUCAAUUUUAAUAUUUUGCUUUUUAUUCACAUUUCCAUUAUUUUAUUCGACUAAACACUCAUUGACUUUAUUUGGACACUACCGUGUUGUUGGUUGUAGACUUACGUAAGACCUUUAAAGACAGCUUUCAGUAAAACAAUAUGGGAUAUUGCAAUAGCCAGAGGGUUCUUGUUGCUCUAGUUAUUGUGCUCUCUGUAGUCAUAGCGAUUCUGGUAGGCGUGCUAAUCUGGAGAGAAACAAGGGAAGAAGAGAAGGCCGAGUUGACAAGUGAAAAUAUUAUGAAGGCGUACCCUAGUUACUUUAGGACCGAUGAAGAACAGCAAAUCUUUGAGCAAACGUUUUUGGAAGGAAUUGAAAAUAGGUUUACAGUUCUAAACGUUACGGCACCUUUAAACGAAACGUGUGCGUUUAAUUGUUUUGGAGGUGAAUUUCCUGCCAGACGAAGGAGACAAGCGGGCGGUGGAGUAUUACAUGGGUGUUGUCAGUCGACAGUUAAGUUCUCGUUUCCUAACCAGAAAAACAAUAUCCUUGGCGAUCGCCGUAUCCUCUUGCAGCUUAAAGAUGCCAAACAAUUUUUUGCUGAACAUCAAUGCAAAUCGGUGGCUGGAUGUACUGGGUGCACGUGUCAACAGGAGAAUGAAGCACACACAGCCGUUGUUAUAAAAUCACACAUUGGCAAUGUCAACAAAGCCAAAAUGACAUCAUUGUUGACAUUUCUCCUUGUGAGAGAGUACUCUACAUUAGGAUACGUAACUUUUGCGAUAAUCAGUCAAGGAGGCAGAUGGUUCUUUUAGUGAAUAUAUUAAUUACUCUCGGACACGUACAGGAAGAGAUUUUUACCACAUCUUGACUAUCUACAGACGUAUUGGAACAUUUCUGACGAUGCUGCCUUGUCCCGUUUGCGGUAUUUAAAAAUGGCGGACACAGAACUUUGGACUACUUCUACAUUUUAGGGUCCGGCUUUUUGUGAAUGUAUCUUUGUUAUGAAUGAAACUUUUGGUGAUUCAUAUUUAUGCUUAAACAAAGUAUUUCAUAUUAAUUUUAACAUUUUACUAUGUAUGUUCUAUAUAUUGUAAGCGUAACAAAUUUCGUCUGCAUGUAUCACUACGUUUUUGUCAGUAUUUUAUUUCAUAAUGUAUAUCAUGUAUAAUUAUGUGGCUUUUCUUUUAAGCAGUGCAUGUAGUACUCGAGCCUGAAAUGUAAUUCACUUAUAUUGUUUUUAUUGUUAAAUAUUAAUUUGGGCGUAUCACAGUAACUAGUCUUAAGGCGGGAUUUUUCAUUGGUCAAAGCCGUUGCCAUUGGCACUCCGAAGGCUAUAUAAAUACGGACGUCCGCUUUCAGUCGGUAUCUUCUUCUCAACCGUACAAUCUUGAGAAGUGAAACUCACAGACGAGACAUCUCUAUUCAGAAAUACAUUUAUUUUCUAUUCAGAAAUACAUAAAAAGCUCUUUAACAAGGUAAAAGAAACAACUUUUUCAUCCAUAUUAAUGCUUUGUACUGGUGCUAUAUACCUGCUUUGACUGAAGAAGAUCCCAUUGCAUAGGGCCUGGCCUAGCUCCUCCAUUGUUAAUCUACGAGUACGAUGUAAUAUUCAUUUCUACGAUUUCUCGAACGUACUCUGACGUUAUGUAAGCGUUAUACGAUUAUUGUGACGUCGCAAUAUUAAUUAAAGAGCUAUUUUAACCA